This is a messenger RNA of Syngnathus typhle (broad-nosed pipefish), 4813 nucleotides long. RefSeq names its product cilia and flagella associated protein 61 (gene cfap61). The transcript has 22 exons. The record is from RefSeq and is a predicted model, not a curated record. The coding region runs from base 216 to 4718 and encodes 1500 amino acids. Lineage: Eukaryota; Metazoa; Chordata; Actinopteri; Syngnathiformes; Syngnathidae.
UAUGAGAAAUAUACAGACUCGGUGUUAAUUGACACAUUAGCUGUUAGAAAGGUAGGAUAAAUCUUGUUGGAUUUUCUUUCCAUUGUUUUCUCACUCAUCUAUCUUUAAACUGAACUGCUGACGUCACACGAGACAAGCUUAAUCAAUUUAAAACUCCUCUGUGGUGCUAAGAAAUGACUGGGUAGUAUUUUAACAAGUAGUCGUUUGAUGACAAGAUGAAGAACGCAAUCAUAUCAAGCAGCGGUGAAGUGGCGAGAAUGACCGUCAGGAGGAGCGAAUGUGCCGAUGCCGAGGACAUUGAACGCCUCAUCGGCCCUGAGGCCUUGGAGCUUUUUGGACCCAUUGAUGUCCUUCAAAUCUUGGAGAAGGCCAACCUGGCGGUGACCGUGGCUGGUGAGGAGGGCGACGUGAUGGCCCACGCGGCAUUCUUUGACCAUCCCGCCGCAGCGCUGGUUGACCCGCUUCACUGGGAAUCUUUUAUCCAAAAACACUUCAAAGCUGACGCCAUGACGACAUGGAAUACGCUGUUCCUUCAUCUGUUUGUGUCCAAGACGGUCUUCUCCACCGCAAGCUUUCAGCACAUCCUCAGGUGGAAUUCCACCAACGGCGUCUUGUGUAUUUGCGGUGAUGUCCAUGUUGUGUUUUGUGUCUCGCACAGUGCCGUGUUCAACACCACCGCCGAGCUGGACUUUGUGUGCUUGCUGAGCUCAACAUCCGUCUGCUUAGGUCAAUCUCAUUCAAGACGGCGCCGUGUCCGAGUGGGUAACACGACUUUUGCGUGCGUGCGUGCAGAAGCGGCGUUGAAAAAAAUGUUGGAGCCUCUGGAGCGUCUGACUGAAGAAGACGACCAAGCAGCCGAGCUGAUGGCAUACGUGUGUCACAGGCGAAGACUUUGUCCGAGACUUUAUGUUCGACCCGCCAGGGUUGAAGACCACGAUGACGUCAUGCACAUUGUGGCCCAGCAGACGAAGAUUCUGUCGUCUAUGCGGCGACCGUACUUCCUGUCGGAGCUCAUCGAGGCCCAGGAUGAGAACAACCACGCCGCCGUGUGCGAGAGCGACGUCACCAUCACCGGUUUCAUCAGCGUGACGGCAGAGGUGGACGUGAGGCGACUGCAGGAACAUUUUGACCUCAAGCAUUUUGCCGGUUUGUGCAAAGGCGAGCGGGACGACGACGAAGAUGACGAGGAUGAGGACGAAGAUGCCGGCGAUGAGGCUGACCAGGCGCAAGAUGAGCCUCAACUUGACCGAGCUGAGAUACCGACGCAAGAACCGCUCGAGGAACCCGAUUCGGAAGCAGAACAAGCAAGUCAGGAGGAGGAAGAGGUUCUCUCUGCAUCAUCUGAAGAAACCGCACCCAACGUCUUCUGUAUCCAGUUCUUCUUCUCAGAGAAGAACUUCGAGAUGAGAUCACUGGACUUGAUUCCAUACAUAUUCCAACUCUUCCCCGAUCUGGACUUCUGCAUCAUCACCGUCCCCACGCUGUCGCCGGACUUCCCGCUCCUGCAGAAUUUCCUGCGAGUUCCUCCGCAACCCGGCAGCCUGUUGCCCUCUGACCUCUACAUCCUGCACCGCGAUGGACUGAGGAGCGUCAAAGUGCGACCGGCGCUGGAGUCGGACCGGGACGGCCUCGCCGCCUUGGUGAGGCCCGUGAAGAAAGGCCAAAAGGCUUUGCUACGGGAUCUGGACCUCAUCUUCAACAAGGAAACGGACGCGGCCGAAUGUUCUUUGCAAGCCUUCGUGGUCGACGUGGAGGGCGCCGUGGUGGGGACGUUGAUCAUCCGAGACGAGAUGGACCUGGAGUACAUCCGGGCCCGCUACAACAUCGAGAACUUCAUCUACUACAGCCAUCACGACGUCCACGAGCACGCCGAGCUGCGCCACUUUGUGCUCCGACGCUGUUUCCAGCACUUCAGCCGACAUUUGUUCAAGGAGACGCUUCGGCUGACCCGCAAGUCCAACAUCUACCACCGCGUCUACCCGAUCGGCCUGGGCCAGGAGGACUCCUGCGUGGAUCAUCUGGACUUCAUCCUGGACUGCGCCGUUCCCGUGCGUCCCCGACGUCAGAUCAUCUACCCGCUCGACGAGCUCGGCGCCAACGCGCCUGCCAGGUGCAUCACUGACGAACAGGCUCCAUUUGCUCUAAACCUCAUCAGCCGCAAACUGACCAUGGAGCCCAAGGUCACGGUCAACGCCAGGAUCGUCCUGGUGGGAGCGUCGGACACGGGCCUGUCCUUCCUGGAGGUGCUUUGUUUUUGCCCUCAUCUGAGAUUCAACAACCUCACCCUCAUCUCCACGCACGGUUUCCCCGCUGAUUGCGGCCAGGCCGGCGACGAGUUCCUGUCCACCAGCCACGCCUACAGCACCCAAGACAUGGCGCAACUGCCGCUGCGUUCGUGCGUGACCGAGGUGGCUGAGAAGGUAGUGGCCAUCAACAGGAAAUCCAAACACGUGGUGGUGUCCAGCGGGGCUAAGAUUCCCUACGAUUACCUCAUCCUCUGUACCGGCGUGCAGUACCAGAUGCCAUGUCCAACGCAAGUGGAUCAGGACCGGUCCGCCGCAAAUGAGGAGCGGGAGGAAUCGUCCUUCCCUCCCAGGUACACCGGUACCGUGCCCUCCAAUCUGUUCACCCUCAACGACCAGCACGACUGCAACGCGGUUCAACGUUGGCUGCUGGAGAACUUUGUGAAGGGGAAAGCGAACGCCAUCGUCUAUGGGAACAGCCUCGACGUCUUCACCACCGUGGAGAUGCUGCUCCGGGUCGGAGUGCGCGGCUCCUGCGUCCACCUGGUGCUGACUCCAACCCAGCGCACCUCAGCCAAAGAUUCGCCGGCUGCAAGUGAUGUCGCAAGCGAUGUCCAUCCUCUUGAGAGUGAUGUCACCGAUGACCUGCCCAUUGAAAGUGACGCCACAAACGACCCGCCCCUUGAAAGUGACGUCACCAACGACCCGCCUCUUGAAAGUGAUGUCAGCAUAGAUUUCCCUCCCCGGAUCAAUGAUCCCAAUGAUUCGCCUCCUGAGAUCAAUGAUUUGCCUCGUGAGAGUGACAUUACGAACGAUUCAUUUCGGGAGAGUGAUGUCACCACUGACCCGCCUCCUGAGAGUGACAUCACCAAUGAUUCACCUCGUGAGCCUGACGUCCCCAACCAACCGUCUCCUGAGGGUAACGCCACCAAUGACCCGCCUCCUGAGAGUGACGUCACCAAUGAUUCACCUCUUAAAAUUGACUCGCCCACUGAUUCGCCCCCUGAAAUCGACGACGCUAAUGAAUCCCCUGCUGUAACUGACCCGCCCAGCGAUUCGCCCCCUGAAAUCGACUCGCCCAGCGAUUCGCCCCCUGAAAUUGACGAUGCUAAUGAAUCACCCCCUGUAAUGGACCCGGCCAGCGAUUCGCCACCUGAAAUCGACUCAACCAGCGAUUCGCCCCCUGAAAUCGACGACGCUAUUUCACCUCCUGAGAUUGAUCCGCCCGGCGAGGUUGAUGUCACAAACGAUUCACCUCCCGACGUCAUCAAUGAGUCCCCUCCCGAGAGUAACGUUGCCGCCGAUUCGGCUCCUGAGACUGAUGUCGUCGGUGGGCCGGCUCGGGAGAAUGGCACUUGUUCAGACCCGCCUCUCGAUGGCAGCGUCACCAACGAGCCGCCAUCAGAACCCGAUCUGGCCAGUGACCAACUCCCCAAUGAGCUUCCCUCGGAGCCAAACGGUUCCUACUUUUCCGACCCGGGGGUGGAGAACGCGGUGAUGGAGGCCAUGAAGAAGGCUCAGGUGCAGAUCCACCGCAACUGCCUCCUGAUGCAGAUGAACGAUGGCGACCAUCCUGAUCCUCUCACGUCCGUUUCCUUCAGCACCGACUCGGAACCUCUCCACCUGGCCUGCGGGGUGUUCAUCAACCUGUCCAACCGAGGUGUGGACUACGACGCCUUCAGCAGCAUCAACAGCUCUUUCCUGGUGUUCGACGGCCGGCUGGUCAUCGACUCCGCCUUCCGAACCAACGACGCCGCCAUCUGGGGCGCCGGCCCGCUCACCAAGUUCUCCCGUUCCUACUACAGCGACGAGUGGUCGCACGGCAACUUCAACUCCAAGGAGGUGGGUCAGGAGUUGGCGGCCGUGUUGCUGACGCACUUUGACCCCACGCUGGAAGCCCCCUGCCCGACACCCAGCCCCGCGGACCGCCUCGUUCCCAUUUACAAGCAGCCCAAGAUCCAAGGUGCCAAGCUACCAGGACGACUAAACUAUCUCCACGUCACCAAACCGGCCGCCACCGGCCCGCAUGGACCUUCCGCGGGACUCGCUCGACGCAUUGCGACGGGUCAUCCGGAGAGCGGCAACUACUUCUGCCUGCAUCUGGACCGCAACCAGGUGGUGAAGACCAUCAUCUGCUCGUCCUUCAAGCUGCUCCCCGUAAGCAACCUCAUGUGUCUCUACGGAAAGCACCAACAACUCCUCGGACAGCUUCUGGUCAGAUUGCACCUGGGGCAGAUAGACGACCUCUACAGCUUCUUUAGGCAGAGUUGGUGUUUAGCCAUCUUUCACGACCGUUUCAACUACUUUGAGGAGGAGCUUCUUCAAGACUACGCUAAGGUUGACGGCGAGGAUGCUUCCCCUCGAGACCUGAUGAAGGACCCCGGCAGCAAAGCGGCGCUGAGGAUGAACGUGGCCAAAUAUUUGGCGUUCAAUCGCAACCUGUUGCCCAUGUUCCCCUGCCCUGAUGACUUGUGACAUCAUCGCAGGUGACUCACUUUCAGUUAGCAUCACAAAUGUGUUUAGCUUCUUUGUUAUUUUUUUUAUGAUGAAAAUCAUUUAGCCAUCUUGAA